AUGGCGCCUCUCAAGCGAUCACGAAUAGCCUCAGGCCAACAGGCUGGAACCGCAGAUAUCACUGAAGCGCAUGCAUCCAUGGCCAUCGGCAUGCAGCCGAGAAAACGAGUCCGGUUAUCCGCUGAUGACGGAGCAGAGGGUUCGAGCAGUAGAGCAGCAGAGACAAGACGAGAUGACGGUUCAUCCAGCUCUGAGAGCGAAAACGACGAUGGAGAUGACGAUGACGACGACGCUCCGGCGUCUCCCCCGCAGACACAAUACGAACUGAUGAGAGACAAUGGCUUCCGACACCUGGAGCAUACGGAUUGGGACGACCAGCAAGCUACGCAGAAGCUGAUGCGCCGCACCACGACACAGACCUUUGACAACAACAUGGUCGCUGAGAGUGGCAUUAUUGAAAGCAUCACCUGUUAUAAUUUCAUGUGCCACGAACGAUUGCAUGUGGAACUCGGUCCCUUGAUCAAUUUCAUCGUGGGAGAGAACGGCAGUGGCAAGAGUGCUGUUCUGACGGCUCUGACAUUAUGCCUCGGUGGCAAGGCUAGUGAUACCAACAGAGGUGGUAGCUUAAAGUCCUUCGUCAAGGAGGGACGUGACCAAGGAAGUCUUGUUGUCAAGAUUAAGAACGCUGGAACCGAUGCAUACCAGCCCGACAUCUACGGAGCAUCCAUCACGGUCGAACGCCAUUUUUCCAAAUCUGGCAGCAGUGGCUUCAAGAUCAAGACGGACCAGGGCAAGGUGGUCUCAACCAAAAAGCAGGAAGUUGACGAAAUCUCGGAGUGGUAUGCCUUGCAGAUAGGGAACCCCCUGACAGUCCUCUCCCAAGAUAACGCGCGACAGUUCCUCAACGCCGCAACCCCAGCGCAAAAGUACAAGUAUUUCGUUUCGGGUGUCCAACUGGAGCAACUGGACAAUGACUACAAAAUGUCUCAAGACACAUUGGAUAAGACGCUCAUUCUCCGCGAGGAUCUCAACGAGAAGAUUGGCCAUGUUAAAAAGGAAAUGGACGAUGCCCAACGACUUGCCGAGAUAGCCCAGAAGAACCAGGGCCUUCGCGAAAAGGCAAGGCACUAUAGGAACCAGCUUGUCUGGUCACAGGUCGUCGAGCGGGAAAGAGAAUUAGAACAGCGCAACGCCGACUUGAACAGGCGCGACGAAGAGCUCAUUUCCUGGGAAGCGGACUGCGAAAAGGCGACAGAAGCCCUCGCAAAAGAAGAAGAGAAGCUGGUUCGGGUUCAAGAGGCCCGAGAAGCUCUCGGCAAUGAAGAAAACACAUUUGAAGAGACAAUGUUGGAGGCAGAGGCUGCGUGGAAUGACGCCAAGAGGAAACAAACAGAACUGCAGCGCGAAGAGCGAGAUGCGCACAUGCGGCUGAAAACUCUCCGGACAGACAUACAAUUAUGUGAGAGCAAGAUCAAGGAGGAAGAAAAACGCUUAGACGGCGCAUCGGGCUCUGCACGCGCACAGAAAGACCAGGAGCUCGCCGAGGCACAAGCGCAGGAGAAGAGAGUAGAUGAAGAAACCAGAGAGGCCAGGGCCAGGGCGCCAAUGUAUUCCGAAAAAAUAACGGCGGCCAAAGAAGCGGCAAAGCGAGUUGGAGAAUUGCUACAACAAAAGAAAAAGGAGGUAGUAAUGGCGCAAAAGGGGGUCAGAGAUCUCGAACAGAGCAGCGGCUCAGCCCUUGAUGGAUAUGAUGCAGACCUCAUAAGGCUGGCCAAGGCCAUUGAAAGGGAAACUGGUUUCGAAAGCAAGCCGCUGGGUCCCCUCGGCACCCACGUUACGCUCCGAAAGCCUGAGUGGUCUGGCAUCCUGGAGAAGACUUUUGGUGAGAAUCUGAAUGCAUUCGUUGUGCAGAGCAAGAGAGACCAAACAAAGCUGUCAAAUAUGAUUCAACGAAUGGGUCUGAGGAAACAGCCACCAAUCUAUAUCGCGUAUGGAGGCACAAUUGAUACCAGCGCCCAAGAGCCAGAUGCCGAAUUCGAUACCAUUCUCAGAGUGUUGGCCUUCGACAAUGAGCUCGUUCGGUCGCAGCUUGUUAUUAAUAACCAGAUCGAAAAGGUCAUCCUAGUCAAGGACCGUCUUGAAGCAGAGCGGGUAAUGAUCGAUAACAACGGUCCUCCCCGAAAUGUGGUGGCAUGCAUCUGCUUCCACGACGGCAGAGGGAAACGUGGCCAUGGACUGAGAAUCACAAACCGUUUCGGAACCAUAGGCACAAGUCCUGUUACGCCGACUAACUUGGCUCCUCGAAUGCAGUCAGAUUCUGCCCAGCGGCUUCUUGUGCAAAAGGAGAACCUCAGGCAGCUAGGUUUGGAGGUGAAGGAUCUAAUCAUCGAGGAGCGGCAAGCGCGUCAGCAAUUGGAGGGCUGCGAGGCUGACCUCAAAGCACACCAAAGAGCACUCAAGGAUUUGGAAAGCGAUAAUCGCCGAAUCCAGGCGGAUAUUCAGCGGAUCUCACUGGAUCUGGAUGCGUUUGAGGGCGUUGACGGGCGUCUUAUGGCGCUGCGGGAGGAGCGAGAAGCGAAACAAACCGAAGAGGAGCAGCUUGGUCUGCAGUACGGCAACCUGAAACUGGAAAAGCGAGAGCUGAGCAAAAAGGCGGAAGAGGCCAAGGCACGUCUCGAUGCUGAAAAGGACGUUCGCAAGGAUCACCAAAGCCGCGUGGCCAAAGCAGAAGACAAAGUCAAGAAACACGAGUCGUUUAGGAAGAUUGCAGUCGCUCAAAAGAAUGCCGCCUUUGAGAGGCGGGAUAUCGAGAUCAACGAGAGGCGGCGGGCAGAGGCCAGGCGCGACCACAAGAUUGCCGAGGUGGCCGACUUCACCCAACAAGCCGAGCAAGUAUCUCCGGAUCGCGUUCAUAUCCCUGAAGACGAAACAUAUGCAAGUCUCGAGAUCAAAUACUCAAAGGUCCGCGAGCAGCUGUCACAGCGAGAGGCUCGACAAGGAGCCACAGACCAACAGAUUUACGACCGAGCUGUCGAGGCCAGAACGCGAUACGAGGAUGUGAUGAAGAAGACGAGAGACGUAGAUGACACCAUUGCGAGUCUGAAGCAAGCCAUUGAGCACCGGCUUCACCUAUGGAGAAUGUUUCAGAGGCAAAUCAGCGCUCGGAUACGAAUUCAGUUCAGUUAUCUAUUGAGUGAGCGUGGGUUUAGAGGCAAGAUCGACAUUGACCACCGGAACAGAAAGGUCAACCUCCAGAUUGAGCCCGACAAGACUCGAAAGAGCUCGUCUGGCCGCAACACCAAGACGUUAUCGGGAGGCGAAAAGUCCUUUUCUUCAAUAUGCAUGCUUCUCUCCGUGUGGGAAGCCAUUGGAUCACCAAUACGAUGUCUGGACGAGUUUGACGUCUUCAUGGAUAAUGUUAACCGUGCAAUCAGCACAAACAUGCUGGUGGAUGCUGCUCGACGAUCAGUAUCGCGGCAAUAUAUCUUGAUCACUCCGAAUGCUAUUGAGGGCCGAGCAAGGCUGGACAAAGAUGUCAAGAUUAUUCGCUUGACCGAUCCCCGCCAACGAACCCUAAUCUAG
Messenger RNA from Trichoderma aggressivum f. europaeum, 3522 nucleotides. RefSeq lists its product as uncharacterized. NCBI's taxonomy places the organism in Eukaryota, Fungi, Ascomycota, Sordariomycetes, Hypocreales, Hypocreaceae. Gene Ontology annotation, molecular function: damaged DNA binding; ATP hydrolysis activity; single-stranded DNA binding. Gene Ontology annotation, cellular component: Smc5-Smc6 complex; nucleus; site of double-strand break. The transcript is spliced from 4 exons. The record is from RefSeq and is a predicted model, not a curated record. Gene Ontology annotation, biological process: double-strand break repair via homologous recombination. Bases 1 to 3522 code for a protein of 1173 amino acids.